Molecule: messenger RNA, 7916 nt
Organism: Cyanistes caeruleus (blue tit)
Lineage: Eukaryota; Metazoa; Chordata; Aves; Passeriformes; Paridae
Source: RefSeq, a predicted model, not a curated record
AAGCCAUGAUUCCUCCGGGGGAAUGCCUGUAUGCUGGGAGGAAAAGGAGGAAACCCAUUCAAAAACAAAGGCCUGCAGUUGGGAACGAGAAAUCCAAUCCUUCGAAGAGACACCGAGACCGCCUGAAUGCGGAGCUGGACCAUCUGGCCAGCCUCCUUCCUUUUCCACCUGACAUCGUAUCAAAGCUGGACAAACUUUCCGUCUUGCGCCUUAGUGUCAGCUAUCUCCGAGUCAAAAGUUUCUUUCAAGCCAUUCAAGAAAAGCACUUUAAGAAGCAAGUUGGCCAAACGAUAAAAGAAGACAAUAUAUCUAAUAAGACUGCUGUACAAGAAGGUGGACUUCUACUAGAAUCACUGAAUGGUUUUGCCUUGGUGGUGAGUGCAGAUGGAAUGAUAUUCUAUGCAUCAUCAACAAUUGUGGAUUAUCUAGGGUUUCAUCAGACUGAUGUAAUGCACCAAAACAUAUAUGAUUACAUUCAUGUGGAUGACCGCCAGGAUUUUUGUAGACAACUGCACUGGGCCAUGAAUCCUCCCCAGAUGUUGUCUGGACAGCAACUACAGUCAGAAACAGGAGAAGAAUAUAUUCUCAGUAAAUUGUUCAAAGCACAAGAGAAUGACAGCAUGACAACAGAUUAUUCUUCCUUUCUAACUCGCUGUUUCAUCUGUCGAGUUCGCUGCUUGUUGGACAGUACUUCUGGAUUCCUUACAAUGCAGUUCCAAGGCAAACUAAAGUUCCUCUUUGGACAAAGAAAGAAGUCCUCAUCAGGAACAGUAUUGCCACCUCAGCUGUCCUUAUUCUGCAUAGUGGUACCACUUCUGCUCCCUUCUGUGACAGAGAUGAAGAUGAAAAGCCUGCUUGUGAAAGCAAAACACAAAGCUGAUGAUGCAGCAGCAGUGAACACAAACUCCAGUUCAAAAGGCAGUUCAGCAUUUUGUGAAGCAACAGAAUUAUAUGGAAGAAACAAUCACCAUGAAGGUGCUGCCUUCAGUAACGCAUUACAGAUUGCUGAAAACCAAAUCAAAGCAAAGAAUAAUGGAGAAAAUGGCAUUUCUCUAGUCAAAGUACAAACAAAUGAAGAUCACUGGGUCUGGGUUCAAGCUAACACUCAACUUCUGUAUCGAAGUGGUUGUUCAGAAUAUGUCCUUGCCCAACAGCAAAUGUUAAAGGAAGAAGAUGAACAGCUGAAGAUACUAAAUGGUUUUGCCAGUUUGAAAGGAAAUCUGGAGGGGCUUUCCUAUAACAGUGCCAUUGAAACUCUGGGCCAGUGGAAGCAUCUUAACUGGGCAGCAGUGAAGAAUGAACAAGAUAAUGUAAAAGUGAAGUUUGAGCCUCAUACUAAUGGUGAGUGUUUCAUGCAAGAGGAACCUCUCAGUUCCAACACAUCAGUUUUAGGCAUUCAAAACAACUGCACCACAAACAGUAGCUGGACUUUAAGAAACUCAAGUUCUUGUUCUAUGAGCCAGAGACUGAACACGUGCCCAAACAGGAGAGCUGGAUCAUUCUACAACAGAGACCAAAAUUUCUUAAAUUUGGCAUCAACUUGUCCUUCCCACUGGGGGAGUGCAGAAAAUGGCCAGUCUUACUCGGGGCUCCAACAGCGCUGUACAGAGAACUAUGCAACAGACCAUCUGAAGCUGCAGAGACCAUUAAUAUCCUCAGAGUCUCUCUAUGACACAGCCAUUCCCUUGGAGAUGCCUAUCAAAACAGAAUAUGACUCUGAUUCUGAAAACAUUGCCGAUAACUACCUGCUUUCGCAGAGCCGAUCCUGGCUGGAUGAGAGCGGCUCGGUGAGAAAGCAGGUCUCCAGCUAUCCCAACAGAAUGCACCUCAAAACAGAACCGGACCUCUGCGAGCCAGCCUUGCCCUGCCAGAAGUCAAGGCACUGCCUUUAUACACCCCAUAAUUGGCAAUGCAUCAUAGCAAACCAUCCCAACAACCUGAACUUGAACAGAGCUUGCAAGGGUUCACGGAACAAGGAGGUGGCCCCAUUUUGCCCUCAGAACUCCUCCGUGUGUUUGGAAAACAUGCCUGACCUGCCACACACAGCUUGCUACAGCCACUUCUACAGCCCCAGCCCAGGGGAGGAGAAAGAGCAGGUUAAUGAGGGGUUCAAAAUGCCAUGUGAAUUUAAAAAUCCCUGCUUGGUUCAAGCAAUCAAACGUGAGCCCCUUGAUUCUCCACCAUUGUCCAACAGUGGACAGAACACAGUACAUGCGAGCUUCCCUGAAAAUACAUUAGCAGGUCCUGUGCCUCGUAAAACCACUGAAUGUACAUUUUUGCAAUAGAUUUUAUAACUUUUGAAAUAUUUAUAAUUUUAAAAGCAAGAAGUUGUAGAUUCUCUUCCAGCUGAGUUAAAUGACUUGCUAAAAUCAAAAGCCAGUGUAAAGAUUUUGAGUGUGUGUGUGUGUGUGUGUGUGUGCGCGCGCGCACCUGUGUGUGAAAAGAAACAAGACACAGGUACACACAUCCUAUCCCCCGCUACUGCCCUUCUCUUAGUGAUCUUUGGAAAGAAGAAAGAAAUAUAAAACCUCAGGCACAGAAAAAUAAUCAUUACUUGCUGCACAGGUAUACCUGAUAAUUUUUCUUUAUCACCUUUCCUCUCUUCUGCAGUUCAUUAGCAAGGUCUAGCAAUUUCUGUUUCCUUUGUUCUGUUUGUUUUUCUCAAGUUGAUGUGAUGCCUCUGUGCAAAUCAAAAAUGUUUAUGGUCUUCAGUGUGGCCAGUUUACCACAGGAGUUUUUGCUUUAUAAUUUUUUUUCUGCUCUUAUAAGAAGGAUCAGCUAUUCCUUCAUCCCAGCAUUAAAUUAAUGGCUGUAGGAAAGAGCUUCCCAACACAACUUCUUAAUUUAAAAGGACCACAUUAGUAAAAACAACGACUUGCAUAAAUACAUUAGAAAUUAUUUCACUUCAAACUGAAGUUACUCCUAAUUUUCUUGAUAAUAUUAUUGGUUUAGAAUCCAUAUUUUUCCUUUUCAUUGCCAUCAGCCUUUCACAUUGCUGCUGAAAGACUGAACAAUGGGAUGUAAUCUACUUCUAUAAAUGAGUUACAUAAUGCUGUUAAGUAUAUGUGAGAACAAAGUAUUUCUCUGAUUAUUUUCUUUCCUGUUACUUGUAAUAUCAACAAAGGAAAUGCACUUUUUUACUUGAUAGUAUUUCUUUGACUGAUAGCAGCUUGUUAGAUAUUGUCACCUUACAUCAAAACCAAAUCCCACACUAAGAUUAUUUUCAAAAACAUCCUAGUUUCGAUCCCAAAAUAAACUCUUAAUCUCACUGAGAGGUGGAUGUAUACCUUUCAAAAGCACUUCAGUGCACUUUAGUGCUUUUGAAAACAGAGUAUAUACUUUUCUCUAAACCCAGACAGUUAUGUGUUUCCAUAACAAAAAAAAAAAAAAUAAAGUUAUAUUUUGGGUUUUGUUAUUGUUGUAGUUUGACUUCUGCACUAACUUUUGUUUUAAAAUUGCACUAUUUCAACUUUAUAUCAACUUCACCUAUAUAACAACCACAUCAUUUAAAAACAAAGCUUAGAUGUAUGUAGAUGUGCUUUUUGAAAGAAGCCCUGUAAUGAAUGUUUUCUUUUUCAAAAUGUUAUAAAUAAUUAUAAUGUAUUCCUUUAUCUAUUAGUCACAAAGGGCAUGGCUUUUGAUGCCAGAUGAGUGGCAUAAAAUUCUCCCAAAUGCGUUAAAUAUGUGGGAUAAGUGAAGUUUUCAGGUAUUGCAAUGGUUCUGCACCUGGGAGGCUGCUCUUCUCCAAGAAGAUGGACCAUCUUUUCUGACAGAAUUUACUGCCUGUAUUUUAGAGUUGGCAGGUGUAAAGAUGCACAUUCUCUGCAUGCCAGUUAAGUGCUUAUGAAGUGUGGUAUGAAAUGCUGCACACUGGACAGUAAAGAGGAGCAACAACAUCUUACUGUAUCUCAGGUUAAAUCUCUCAUUAUCCAGUUGACCAUAUCCAAGCCAUGAGAAUGUUUCAUUUUCUGUGUCUGAGGUAAAUCAGCUCCCUGUUGGCCAUGUGCUGCCUCUUAUUUGAGACAAUCUUGAUAUCCUUACUUUAAUACUCCUGCCAGUGGUUGCAAUGCAAUAUCAGAACCCGUUCUGAAGUGAGACCGCAGUGUGGAAUUCACACUGCUCUCCAGUACACCGCUGUCCACAUCAUAUAAAUUCAAGCCAAGCUGCAAAAAUACUUGUGGGCAAGCAAACUUGUUCCUUGUGCAGAGUAAGGCUGCCAUAAAUCAGUGUUGCUGCACAACCUCUGCCUCAUUGCUUCCCUAUCUACAUAAUUACAAGCAGCAGUUCUUUAGACUCUCCCAGAGUUGCUGUCAUAGUCCUUUGCUCAGCACAUAGCAGUGGCUCUGCUUAUGUGCUGGUGCCAGACACUCUGCCAUGUGUCUCAGAGCUGCUGUUGGGUUGUGCUAUGAAUCCUGUAAUAUUCUCCAGUCCAGCUCCUUGUGCAGCUGCCCGGCAGAAAUGAGGUGAUGGGGAGACAGGGUAGUGUGGGCACCAAUGGCUGGGGGCAAGUGGAGGACACGUCUGCAUGACCUCUGAAAAGCUGCUUAAUUCCACACUUGGAAUCACUGCCACACCCCUCUGAAUGAGAGUACCUGGGCUCUGUUUUACACUGCCUUGCACUUCGUCACAUCAUUUGAAUUGAUGAAAUGUGACUGUAAAACACUGUCAUCUUCAUCUGGACAUGCUGGUGCCAUUUUGUACAAAGGGAGUGGUCGCACCAUGCGCAACUGUGUAGAGGACUAUGCCACCAAAAGCCUUGUUUGUGCUUAGAAAUAUCACCUGCUGUGACUUACAGUGGGAGAACUAUACCAGCCAGGUUUCUCUCUUCAGUGCAGAAGCAAUUUAUACUAACAAAAGGAAUUCUCUAAAGUUCUCCCUGUUACAAAAUCCAUUAUUUUUUGUUGACGUAGCUCUAUCUGCUCUCAGGCUUUCCUGGCACAUAUCAGUUAGAAUUAUUUUUCUCAUGUUUCCAACAAACCCAGACAUAUUUUACACAUCUGGAUCAAUAUUAUAGAGAUAGGUGAAGCUUCUGCAUGUAAGGGAAUGUAAUCUAAGAUGUGAGAUGUAAUGGGCUUCUAGGUGGAUGGUUGAAUGUGUGACUCAAAAGUGAGAUGUCACCUUCUGACUCCCUGCUGUGUAAAUGCAGUCAAGUUUGUUUCCUUACUAUUCCAUAAAGUCUGAAGCCAAGAGAAACACACUUAUCCUGCACAUCACAUUUGAUUUUGGCCCACUUAAUUCGUGGCUGAAUCCUUAUUUCAGUCUCACAUGAAAACAUGUGGUAUCAGUAGAAUUUCUCCUAGUCUAAAUUAUCACACAUGCAGUAGAGCAAUCUCUCAAGAACAGGGCUUACGAAGAGAUCAGCAGUUUAUCCUCUUUUUGGACAAUUGCUAACCAUUGUUGGAAGCAAACAAAGACCACUACCUUCUAAGUACUUGGAAAGAACAGAGGAAAUAAAUGCUUAAAAUAAUCCCUUGCCAUUUGCGUUAUAAAGCACGGAUCUGCCUUCAUCCUCUCCCCAUGAUAUGUGCCCUGGAUUGAGCUGGGACUGAAAUCUGACAAUGCAUUGUACCCUGCUAAAUUACCACUGAUUUAAUCUUAUAAAACUUUUUUUGUGUGCAGACAUUAAUGACCCCCUGGCACUGACCAGUAAAUAGGAUGGAAGACAGAGCAGUUCUUUCAAAUGGUUACAUUUUCUUAGUGGUUGUUGCUGCUUUGGUAUUAUCCUAAAAGCUAGCACUGAGAAGUAGGGUUUAAGAUAUUUUCAAUUGCUGGUGUUUGUUUAGCUUUUAGCCUUAAUGAACUGGUAUUUGUAUCCCUUCAGCACAACCCUAAAAUCUAUUUUAGAAGCCUCACAAUGCAUUUAUUGUAGCAACAAUAAAAAAUUAUUCUUGUAGAAGAAAUGCCUAGUCAAAUGGUUGCCUAAUAGGAACUUGGAGCAUUCAGGCUGAAAGAAAUGCCUGACUGAUAAUAGCAUUCGAACUUCCUCAGCCAUAAACUCUCCAGAGGUUGAGACAUGGAGAAUGGACUCAUGAAUUCCCUGAUCUUUGAUGAGGGUAUAUUUUGGUAUGGAAGAUGAGCAGCUCUAAAAGCUGUGAAAAGGUGCCUCCCCCUGGGAUGUCACUUGAUCCACAGAGAGCAGAGACUAUUAUCAGAGCUAAAGCCGCUGAUCAAGGUCUUUACUGAGAAUGUGACCUGAUUUCAGCUGCCAGUGGACAGCUGUUGAACACCAUACAAAUGCUAGUCCAACACUGUUGAAAGCUACUACUUUUACUGAGGAACAACAUGAUUUGAGCUAGGAGUAAGCUCAAACAGCAAAAAGAGUGGAUUUUCCUGUACUUAUGUAGUGACUGAAACUGGGGCAGACCUCCACUGUAGGUAACGUUAUAAAUAAUUUGCAUUGACUUUAAAGUCUUUGGAUAACAAAGACUUCCUCUUUCAGAAUUUUCUUUCAAAAAUUCUGAGUGAGGGCAGCACUAUGUGAGUGAUAAGCUUGUUUCAGUUGUCCUCAGUUCAGAGAUUUAACAAGGGAAAUGAAAGAUUAAGGGACUGUACCUAAAUUCACUGUAGGAAAGACUAAUUUUCUACUCUUUGAUUGUAACAUGGUAAUGCAAAGACUGUGGUUUACCCUCCCUUCAUUGGAACAGUCAUGUAUUCUUAAAGUUCUUACAUCUGAAUCUGCUCUGGAUGGUAUAGGGAAGUCUGACAUUUGAGCAUCAGUCAGUUCUGUAAGACUUUAGGUGCUUAUCCUCUGAUCAUUUGAGAUCGACGGGGCAUGUGCAAUUCUUUCCGGAAAUUCCUAGUACUUAAAAUACUUAAGAGGCAACAAGCCUGAGGCAAGGAAUAUUAUGUGGGAUAAGACCAGCUUCUGCUGCCUAGAAGCUUUUCUUAACUCAUGUUGAAGCCAUACUGGAACUUAAAUAGGACAGCCUCACUCAUUGUAGUUAUUUCAGGAAACCCAUUAUAUUGUCUUAAAAAGAUGUUACAUUUUAAUUAAAUUUAAUAGUUAAAAGGCAUCAUUCCCCCUACCCAUGUACAUAUAUUGCCUUAGGUAGUGGUAAAAAGAUUAACGUAUUUCAUUUAAGUGUCACUUAACCAAGAAAACCAACCUCAGAGUAUCAGGGCUAUAGAUGUGUUCUAUUUUUCUUGUCUUCUGUAUCUGCUAUUAUCUUCUCUGUUUCUCUACUCCCUUAGGGUGUAAACAUUGAAAACUGAAAUACUUUUCUAAUCAUACUGAGACAAAAAUCCUAAACCUAAACUAGACUGUAGAAAGUUUCUCACUAGAACAGGAGUUUCUUUCCUUGGAGUUUCUUCUUUUAGGUCUUGCCAGGUCCUGUGAGAAAUUGUGUCACAACUGAAACAGGUGUCUGUAACAUGUAGAGAGCAAGAGAUUGUGCAGGUGGCCAUGCUCGGGAUGUAAUCACAAGGCUUUUAUCCAGCUGAAGGAGAUUCAUACAAGAAGGCUGCACUGGGUAGCUUAUACUCUACAUUUCAUAGGCACUACAAUCCUGACAAACAGAUCUUUGUCAUGGUUCAGUGACAUCUGGCAUGUUCUUGUCACUGUGAUUACACUUCCCUACCAUGCUAUCAGAAAUGCCUCUGAACAAAGUCAUCAGUGACAGGCUGAAAUAUAUUCUGAACACACAUAGUACUUUUAAAAAAAAACAACCCAAAUGUCUGGAGAUGCUUGUGCCUAGGCAAAGAUGUCCUUUGAGUGGAACUUGGGAAGUAAAGUAAAAAAAAAUAAAAAUUGUUAAGGCAAAUUUUGGGGCGAGAAAAGAUAUAUUGCCAUCAAAGUGUAUUCUAUGAUAUGAUAGUCAUAUUCUGUGACUACAGCAUUAAUUCUUCAUCCCCUGUUAAAAAUUCUGUGACCUGAAAUCACUUUUUUUUUUUUUUUUUUUUUUUUUUUUGUAGAAAUG